This is a messenger RNA of Scleropages formosus (Asian bonytongue), 3263 nucleotides long. RefSeq names its product calpain-1 catalytic subunit-like. The transcript is spliced from 23 exons. The record is from RefSeq and is a predicted model, not a curated record. Gene Ontology annotation, biological process: proteolysis. The coding region runs from base 645 to 2756 and encodes 703 amino acids. Gene Ontology annotation, cellular component: cytoplasm. NCBI's taxonomy places the organism in Eukaryota, Metazoa, Chordata, Actinopteri, Osteoglossiformes, Osteoglossidae. Gene Ontology annotation, molecular function: calcium-dependent cysteine-type endopeptidase activity; calcium ion binding.
UCCACCCACCUACUGUAGCUCAUCCCGUUAUAUGAAGGAUGCGUGUAAAUGUGAAACAGCGACACCUAUGGGUGAGUCUCUUUUUCACAUAUACAGUUGGGUUUGUCUUCAUAGCGAUCUUCCGAACAAAGAAAGUGACAGAGCGCGGACUCUUGAACCUUAUUCUCCAACACACCGUUACUUUUGCGCGCUUAGCUCUACCUGUGGAAGCGGAUCCUCGCAGGGCGACGCCCUUUUCGAGCAGCGGACCGCGGCGAUCUGCAGGGCUGCGGGCGGCUGCUUCCUUUCCCGCACAGUCACCGGUUCUGGGUGGUGGAUGGAGAAACUGACGUGUCCGGAUCGAGGUCCAGCAGCAAAACAGCCUCAGUAGAAAAAAAAGAAAGCGGUGACAUAAUAGUACUGUCCAGUCGUGGUGCAGUCGGAGGGCCCCGCCCUAGUGAGAGGCGGCUCGGCUCGGCUCGUCUCGGGACGGGGAGGGACGGGGAAGGACAGGGCGGGACGGCCCGCGAGCGCACAUCACUGCUGCUUUGUGCUCCGCUGCCUUCCGUUUAACGGGCGUCGCUUUUCUUCCUGCGCGCUGACAAGUUAUUUAACGGCUCCAGAGGGUGCGUUGCUGUGCCGGUUGACUGACGGAAGACUGCAGGAUGUAUCAGUUUGGUGGGAUCUCAUCACGGAUCCAUAGAGACAGACUAAAGGCGGAGGGGUUGGGAACCAAAGAGCAGGCGGUGAAGUUUGUCAACCAAGAUUUUGAGUUCCUGCGGCAGCAGUGCGUUGAGAGUGGACGUCUCUUUGAGGACCCAUGCUUCCCAGCUGAACCCCACUCCUUGGGUUUCAAAGAACUGGCCCCCCAUUCCUCCAAAACUCGGGGAGUGAAAUGGAUGCGACCCACGGAGCUGGUGCAGGAUCCUCAGUUCAUCUUGGAGGGGGCUACAAGGACAGAUAUUUGCCAGGGAGCUCUGGGUGACUGCUGGCUUCUUGCUGCCAUUGCUUCCCUCACUCUCAACGAGAAUGUGCUGCACAGGGUGGUCCCCCAUGGCCAGUCCUUCAAAGACAAUUAUGCUGGAAUCUUUCACUUCCAAUUCUGGCAGUUUGGCGAGUGGGUGGAUGUGGUCAUCGAUGACCGGCUGCCAGUGAAGGAUGGCGAGCUCAUGUUUGUCCACUCCGCGGAGGGCACUGAGUUCUGGAGUGCCUUGAUGGAGAAGGCCUAUGCCAAGAUAAAUGGCUCCUAUGAGGCCUUGUCUGGGGGCAGCACCACUGAAGGAUUUGAGGACUUCACGGGUGGAGUGUCUGAGAUGUAUGAGUUGCGCAAUGCGCCCAGGGACCUGUACAGGAUCAUCGCCAAAGCUCUUGAGAGGGGCUCUUUGCUGGGCUGCUCUAUAGAUAUCACCAGUGCCUUUGACAUGGAAGCUGUGACUUUCAAGAAGCUGGUUAAAGGUCAUGCAUAUUCUGUUACUGGGCUGAACCAAGUAAAUUACCGGGGCCGGAUGGAAAAACUGAUUCGUAUCAGGAACCCCUGGGGACAGGUGGAAUGGACUGGUGCCUGGAGUGACAACUCCUCUGAGUGGAACAGCAUAGAACCAUCUGAAAGAGAGAAAAUGUGUUGUCGCAGAGAAGAUGGAGAGUUCUGGAUGUCUUUCUCUGACUUUCUACGACAGUUCUCCCGUCUUGAAAUCUGCAACCUGACGGCUGACACACUCAGCAAGAAUACAACGAGCUUCUGGAAUACAGUGAAAUUUGACGGCACUUGGAGGAGAGGCAGCACAGCAGGAGGUUGCCGGAAUCACCCCAACACCUUCUGGAUCAAUCCCCAGUUCAAAAUCACACUGCUAGAAGAAGAUGAUGAUCCAGAAGAUAACGAUGUGGCCUGCAGCUUCUUGGUGGCACUCAUGCAGAAGGAUCGGCGACGGUACCGGAAGCAAGGCCAGGACAUGCACACAAUUGGCUUUGCAAUCUAUGAGGUUCCGGAAGAGUUUAAAGGCUGCCAGGGAUUGCACCUGAAGAAGGACUUCUUCCUGAAGCAUUCCUCAUGUGCCCGCUCAGAGACGUUCAUCAACCUGCGGGAGGUGAGCGCCCGCCUGCAUCUCCCACCGGGGGAGUACUUAGUGGUGCCAUCCACCUUUGAACCCAACAAGGAGGCAGAUUUCGUCCUGCGCGUCUUCACGGAGAAAAUGGCCGAGUCACAGGAACUUGAUGAUGAAGUGGUUGCAAAUAUUGAAGAUGAGGAACUGUCGGAAGGUGACAUUGACAGCUCUUUCAGGAGAAUGUUUGCUCAGUUGUCUGGAGAGGACAUGGAGAUAUCGGUUCAUGAGCUCCGGACAAUCCUCAAUAGAGUGAUAUCCAAACACAAUGACCUGAAGACAGAUGGCUUCAGUUUGGAAUCGUGCAGAGGGAUGAUCAGUCUCAUGGAUAAAGAUGGUAGUGCCCGUCUUGGCCUAGUGGAGUUUCAGAUAUUGUGGAAUAAAAUCCGAAAGUGGCUGGGGGUCUUCAGAGAGUUUGACCUUGAUAAAUCGGGAUCCAUGAGCUCCUACGAGAUGCGUCUUGCUCUCGGUUCAGCAGGAUUCAAGCUGAACAACAAAUUGAACCAAGUUCUUGUGGCUAGAUAUGCAGAGAAUGAUUCCAUUGACUUUGACAACUUUGUGUGUUGCCUCGUGAAACUGGAAUCAAUGUUCAGGUAUUUCAAGGAACUGGAAAAAGAUGGAAAUGGUAUGGCAGAAAUGAAUAUAUCAGAGUGGUUAUAUUUGACCAUGUGUGGAUGAAGAGAAGACGUAUUUGGUGGACUGACAUAAGUAAUACUCGACUGAAGUAUCCUUCUGACCCCCUUUAAACUCAUGCUGUACUUCUGCAUGUUCAAUACAACCUUGCCUUGAGUUAACCCAGUGUUAAAUGUUUAGGAGAUGAGUUUUUAACCACUUCUGCUCUGCUAAAUGCUUAAAAACUAAUUUUUAAAUGCAAAAUUACAAACUUGCCAAAGAAGUCAUAUAUAAGUUGUAUAACUUUAAAGUGGAAUUAAAUUCAUGUAGGCUAAUUUACAUUUGUCAUCCAUAAAGUUAGUUUGCAUACAUGAUAUCCAACAGCUUAUUAUAAAUGCUAGAACUUGUAGUUUUCACUUACUCAUGUACAUGUAGCAGCAUUUUGAGGAUUCUUUUUCUCAUAUACAAGUGGUAGAUGCCAUCAGAACAGUGCAUUUUAUGUCAGGAUACUUCACAUGAGAGGGUGCUUUACAUGAAACUGUUAAACGCACUACAAAUAUUAAAAAUUUCUAA